CUUCCUCCUUCGUCAACAUGGCGCCGAUGUUGGCGCCGCUAAAAUGCGGCUACUAUCUCCAAAGACGAAAAUUAGCGCUUCUUAUCCGCCAGACAAGUUCAUUUCACGUUUGGAGUAAAAGUCGCAUUGAAGACGGGACACACUGUACUCGUCAGAAUACAUAUGUGCCAAGCUCCCUCCCACACCUACGGACAGCAGCAUGGAGCACAAACAAAACACAAAACUGUCGGCAAAUUUUAGAGGCUGCAAAACACUUACAGGUGACUGAAAAGCGAACAUGUUGGCAUGGAAAUGCAGGCGGAGGUCUGAGUGCAGAUCCACAAAAUGUGCUGAAGGAGGUGAAUUCAGCCAAGAUUCUGUCUGCGAUGCUGUCUUACGUUUGGCCAAAGGAUCGACCAGACCUGCGGGCACGCGUUGCCAUCUCAUUAGGCCUGCUUGCUGGAGCCAAGCUCACCAAUGUGGUAGUGCCCUUCAUGUUUAAGUAUGCAGUGGACGAGCUUAACCAGAUGUCGGGGCACAUGCUGAACCUGAAUGAUGCGCCAAGCACCGUGGCUACCAUGGCAACGGCCAUGCUGAUUGGCUAUGGCGUGUCGCGGACCUGUUCCGCCCUCUUCAAUGAGCUGAGGAACACCGUGUUCGGCAAAGUGGCCCAGAGCUCCAUUCGACGCAUCGCCAAGAACGUCUUUCUACACUUGCAUAAUCUGGAUCUGGGGUUCCACCUCAGUCGUCAGACGGGGGCGCUGUCCAAAGCAAUUGACCGCGGCACGCGGGGCAUAUCUUUUGUCCUCAGUGCUCUUGUCUUCAAUCUGGGACCUACAGUGUUUGAGAUGGGCCUCGUCAGUGCUAUUUUGUAUCACAAGUGUGGCGGACAGUUUGCAGCAGUGGCCUUGGGCACCUUAUCAGCGUACACUCUCUUCACGAUUCUCGUUACUCAGUGGAGGACUCAGUUCCGUAUCGAGAUGAACAAAGCUGACAAUGCAGCAGGCAAUGCAGCCAUUGACUCCCUGCUCAACUAUGAGACUGUCAAGUACUUCAAUAAUGAGAGGUACGAAGCUGAAAGGUACGAUGAAUUCCUGAAGAUCUACGAGUCAUCCUCUUUAAAGACCACGUCGACGCUCGCCAUGCUCAACUUUGGCCAGAAUGCCAUCUUCAGCGUCGGCCUCACGGCAAUCAUGCUGCUGGCCAGUAAGAGCAUCACAGCAGGCACCAUGACGGUGGGCGACCUGGUGAUGGUGAAUGGCCUGCUCUUCCAGCUCUCCCUUCCUCUCAACUUCCUGGGAACGGUGUACCGAGAGACCCGGCAGGCUCUCAUAGACAUGAACACGCUGUUCACUCUCCUCAGCGUCGACACAAAGAUCAAGGAAAGGAAUCUUGCUCCACCAUUGAGAGUCACCCCUCAGGACGCCACCAUCCGCUUUGAGGACGUCUACUUUGAAUACCUGGAAGGCCAAAAGGUUUUAAACGGAGUGUCCUUUGAGGUGCCUGCUGGGAAGAAGGUGGCUAUAGUCGGUGGCAGCGGAUCAGGGAAGAGCACGGUGGUGCGGCUGCUGUUUCGUUUCUAUGAGCCCCAGCGGGGUAAUAUUUACAUCGCAGGGCAGAAUAUCCGAGACGUGAGCCUGGACAGCCUGAGGAAGGCUUUGGGGGUCGUACCUCAGGAUGCCGUUCUGUUUCACAACACCAUCUUCUAUAACCUGCAAUACGGCAACAUCCACGCUACGCCAGAGGAGGUGUACCAAGUGGCACGUUUAGCGGGUCUCCAUGAUGCUAUCCUCAGGAUGCCCCAUGGCUAUGACACUCAGGUUGGAGAGCGCGGCCUCAAGCUGUCAGGCGGGGAGAAGCAGCGCGUCGCCAUCGCCCGCAGCAUUCUCAAAAAUCCACCCAUCCUUCUGUACGACGAGGCGACGUCGUCCCUGGACUCCAUCACCGAAGAGAACAUCCUGAGCUCCAUGAGGGAGAUGGUAAAGGACAGGACGUCCCUCUUCAUCGCUCACAGACUCUCCACCAUCGUAGAUGCAGAUGAGAUCAUAGUGCUCAGUCAGGGCAAAGUGGCGGAGCGUGGCAGCCACCGCACCCUCCUCAGCACCCCGGGCAGCUUAUACGCAGAACUCUGGAACGCCCAGAACAGCAAAAUCCUGAACAGCGCCAAGAGCUCGGCCGAGCCGCCGGCCGAGCGACUGUCCCAGAAGGAGGAGGAGAGGAAAAAGCUCCAGGAGGAGAUCCUGAACAGUGUGAAGGGCUGUGGGAACUGCUCCUGCUGAGACCGCCAUGUUUUCUCAUCCCUCACAGAUGGCCUACGCUGGAAUCCUUCAGUCUGUGCAGUUAGGAGAGAACAAGACAGGGGGGGUUAGACCCCCCAUCAGUGUGACUAUCUCUUCUCCUCUUCAUGUGAAUCAAGGCAACUAUGAAGGAGGAGCAGAACAAGGAGCAAGUGUUUUUAGCUCUGGCUGGUGGCCAGGGACGGAGCUCAUGCAUCAGCCAGUCGUCCGAGCCGAAGCAAAGCAGAGGAGACCCGGUGUGUCACGCACGCGUGUUUCAGACAUCUGUUAGUCAACAUGGCCGCUCUCUUCUCUUCGUUUUUGACAUCUGGUUGGUUGACAUCUCUCACCGCACUGGAAACAUGUAAUGAUCACAUAUGCCUUCCCGUUGACACAUCGUUUUGUAUCAAUUAAAUGUUUUAAAUUAUUCAAAUACGAAACUGAGUUUACAGUUUGUGUGUGGAGGUUGUGUACGUAUUACAGUUUGUUCUGCAGUGGAUCGCAGUGACCAGAAAUCUGCUUCAACUCUAUCUUUUUAUAAAGAACAGCAACUGCCCUGGGAAGUCAUCUUUGAUUUAACUUUUUGGUUUGACGGAUAAUCAGCUGAGAUGAGUUGCACUGAUUGGGUUUGCAGUUUUGGAGAAACAAACAUGUUCCGUAGAUCCGUUUUAUCUCUGAGCUACUCUCCUUCCCGUUGUUUUUAAAAAAUCUGAAAUAAAAUCUGAUUAUAUUCUGAUAAAAGUCCAUUUAAGUUGAAGGUUUUUUAGAUUGAAAGACCAAAAUGUGAGUCUUCCUCUAGAAGGUUUUGUGUAAAAGUGUAAAAUAAAAACAUGUAUGUCCUGAUUUUUUGCAGGGAUGUAAGAUGUGCAUUUUCAUAGGAAUCUUUAUCAAGGGAGAAGUGCUAAUUGGGAGUUGUGUAAAACAUGCUGAGGCCUUUUGACAAGUUAGAUAUUCUGCUCUGUGCUCAUGUGUGAGUUACUUUCAUUUACAAGAAUAAAUAUAUUGUUCAUUUACUAAAUAAAGUUUUUCAAAGCUCAUUUGAGCUCAUUAUUAA
This is a messenger RNA of Nothobranchius furzeri (turquoise killifish), 3309 nucleotides long. It is a transcript of the gene abcb7, whose product is annotated as ATP-binding cassette, sub-family B (MDR/TAP), member 7. Gene Ontology annotation, molecular function: ABC-type transporter activity; ATP hydrolysis activity; ATP binding. Gene Ontology annotation, cellular component: mitochondrial inner membrane. Gene Ontology annotation, biological process: transmembrane transport; intracellular iron ion homeostasis. NCBI's taxonomy places the organism in Eukaryota, Metazoa, Chordata, Actinopteri, Cyprinodontiformes, Nothobranchiidae. The record is from RefSeq and is a predicted model, not a curated record.